Messenger RNA from Capsella rubella, 1169 nucleotides. RefSeq lists its product as uncharacterized. NCBI's taxonomy places the organism in Eukaryota, Viridiplantae, Streptophyta, Magnoliopsida, Brassicales, Brassicaceae. The transcript has 7 exons. The record is from RefSeq and is a predicted model, not a curated record. The coding region runs from base 205 to 957 and encodes 250 amino acids.
UGUCUUGUUCAGAGCACAUCCAUCAAUGGCGGAUAGAGUUUUAUGGGUCACAAACGGAGAGGAAUCACCUCGUUUACUAACCCUUGUGUGCACGACGAUGAUCGUGCAAGAGCGAAGCGAUAAGUCUUUUCCUGUAGCACGAAUCAACUUUUCAUAAGAUUUAGGGUUCCUUGUCCUUUUGGCUCCUUUAAGGGUCAUAGAGAAAUGGAUAUUAAUGGGAUUACCAACGGAUGGAGAACUUCUGCAACUUUAGAAAGCCAUGGAUCUUUCCUGGGUUUGCCUAGAUCCUACCCUAACACCAUCCCCAGGGAGAGAAUUCAUAUGGGUAAUGUUCAUAGUGGCAAAAGAGCUUUGGUGAUUUCUAAUUCAAAGCAAGCGAAUCUCUCUGCUUCCUCCAAGCAGAGAAUCAAGCUACAGAUUAAUGGAGUAAAGGAGCUUACUUUCAGUGAGUUCCUGAAACACCCAUCUGGCAUGGAGGCUGUAAUCAACGCUAAGGCUUUGCAGAGUUAUCAUCUAGUUGAGGAUAGUGAUAAUACUUACAGAUGUACAUUGCCAAAAGUUCAGUUAAUGAGCUUUGAAGUUUCUCCAGUUCUGGUUUUGAGGGUCACUCCCACACAGGAAGACUGUACAGUUGAGCUGCUUUCCUGUAAGUUGGAGGGGUCAGAGUUGUUGGAGAGCCAAAGUGAAAGGUUUUCAGCAAAUAUGACAAAUUGCAUGACUUGGAACAUGGAGGAUCCAGACCCAUUUUUGGAGGUUGACGUGAGAUUGAAUGUCACUCUAGAGAUCUCAACUCGACCAUUCACUAUGCUUCCUGUAUCAGCUGUUGAGGCUCCUGGGAAUCUAGUAAUGCAGACUCUAGUAGAUACACUGGUUCCCCUUCUGCUUCAGCAAUUACUUAAAGAUUACGAUGAUUGGAUUCAAAAACAGCAAAGGAACUCCUUAAACGCAACUUCUUAAUGUUUUUGGCCGUUUGGGAUGACAGCAAUACAGCAUGUAUUAGAGAUAGCUCUGUGUUAGAAGUUAAACAAAAUUACUGCAAAAAAAUACAAACAUUUAAAAGGUCAAAAGAGAUUUGAUUCACUUGUAAACUCUGACCAUUUGAGAUGACAUGCGUGUUUAUAGAGCAAUGAAAUUACUGAAAAGCACAAUAAAUAUAAGGUCGGAAGAGA